Molecule: messenger RNA, 1092 nt
Organism: Hemicordylus capensis (graceful crag lizard)
Lineage: Eukaryota; Metazoa; Chordata; Lepidosauria; Squamata; Cordylidae
Product: alpha-2,8-sialyltransferase 8F-like
Exons: 6
Coding region: 1-1092 (363 amino acids)
Biological process (GO): oligosaccharide metabolic process; N-glycan processing
Molecular function (GO): alpha-N-acetylneuraminate alpha-2,8-sialyltransferase activity
Source: RefSeq, a predicted model, not a curated record
AUGCCUGGGAGCUCUAGAAUUAACCCCUUUCCUUCCUGUGACAUUUCCACCCCCAGAGCCCAGGCUGCGUUACAAGCGUUAGCAAAAUGCCAAGAACUGCAACGAUUCCUUCAAACAAAGAAUGCGCUGGAAGGCCCCAAGUCAGCAAACAACCAGAAGUCGGGAAAGGAGACUCUCCAGGCAGAAGACAGGAGGAUCUUGGAACAUCUGCAGCUUAUGCAGGGAUGCCCUUGGGAGCCUAAUCCCACAGCUGUGGAACACUACAGGACAAAACUGGAGCAAUGCUGCAAUGCUUCCUUCUGGCUACUAGUAACCAAGGAAAACACCCCAGUAGGAUCGCACCUCAUCUCCAAUGUGAACAAAAACUGGAAACAGUCAGUGAAAGCUGAGCUGGUGGAUCUCCUGCCAGAAAGAUCACCCUUUUCAGAUACUCGGUAUGGUCGCUGUGCAGUGGUGGGAAGCGGUGGAAUCCUACGAAACAGUGGCUGCGGAUGGGAGAUCGACCAAGCAGAUCUAAUCGUGAGGUUCAAUAUGCCUCCCAUGAACUUCUCUGAAGAUGUGGGAACCAAGACAAGCCUGGUCACCAUAAACCCCAGUGUCCUUGAUUUAAGAUAUACAAGACUGUCAGGCCGGCGGAAGCCUUUUGCGGAUGCUGUGAGUGCCUACCGAGGAGCCUUCUUCGUCAUUCCAGCUUUCUCCAUUCCUGGCCACGCCAACAUGUCCUACCGUGCUCUUUACACCAUGCAGGACUUCGGUCUUGUGGGACAGGUGACCUUCCUCAACCCACGUUACUUGGAUACGCUGAGCAAUUACUGGAAGGAUCAGAAUCUGCGGCCCAACCGGCUCUCAUCUGGCUUCGUGUUUGUCAGCGUGGCUCUGGAGCUCUGCCAACACAUCACGCUCUACGGCUUCUGGCCUUUCCAGCACGACUUGGACAACCAGCCCAUCCUUCACCACUACUAUGACAACAGGUUGCCCAAACCUGUCCAUGCCAUGCCGAGCGAGUUCUCACAUUACCUGGCUAUGUACGCCCAGGGUGCGCUACAUUUACGACUUGGCAAGUGUCAGCAAGAGGAGGAGGACAUGGCUUGA